Molecule: messenger RNA, 7585 nt
Organism: Toxoplasma gondii ME49
Lineage: Eukaryota; Apicomplexa; Conoidasida; Eucoccidiorida; Sarcocystidae
Product: SWI2/SNF2 Brahma-like putative
Exons: 18
Coding region: 1832-6718 (1628 amino acids)
Biological process (GO): positive regulation of transcription by RNA polymerase II
Cellular component (GO): nucleus
Molecular function (GO): DNA binding; ATP binding; histone binding
Source: RefSeq, a predicted model, not a curated record
GCUGAAUGUUUUCGAGCAGAGAGUUCACACUCGGCCGUCAAGCAAGGUUCCUUGUGACUCCAAAAAGCUUCGCCCAACAGAGCGAUAGUCAGUGACCCGUAUUGUACACCGUUCAGAAAAGGCAGAUUUACGUGCAGUAACACACUAAGUAGGCAGCCAGUCUCGGUGAAGAUAGGUGACUGUCCUUGAAUGAAGACAGAUUCGUCCCAGGUCUUUGCCACAUGGACUCUGGAAAUCUCCACCACUGAGCAAAUGAUCAUUGCUGCAGGCCACCGUUCUGGGCCAUGCCCGCAUCUUUAUCGCCACGGUAGACGCUCCAUCGGAACGGAGAAAAACCAAGAUCGGCCAAACACAUCAGCCGAGGUCUUGACAGUGAGUCCCCCUGGGUCUUCAGACAGAAGUUGCGUCAAGGCCGAGAGCAAAUCUUGCAUUGUCUUUCCUUCUGCCCUUUCCAGUACGCUACACAAACAGCUUGUUUUCAGAAAAGCUCUCGUCUCCUUUUCCCGGUGGCGGGUGCCCCCUCUCCCUGUUGCUGAAGGCAUUCCUUGGUAGCGAACUGUGUUCCUCCGCCGCUUUUUUGUGUGGUCCCGAUUUUCUCAUAACGAUUUCCACUUGUGUAAGGGACGCAUCCUCUCUUGCACCAAGAAGAAGUUGUCCGGGUGUUCUGUCGCGUAUUGCUCUUCACCGGUAGUUAUCUUGACGAGCUGCAUGCAGUUGACGGAGAAACUCGCUAGGCGGGGUGGAGAACAACAUGUUCCCCUCGGUUCAGUCUUCCACUCUGUUGGGCCAAAGACCGCAUGUCCCAUGACAAUAAGAGCCUUUUUCUGUUUCGGACCUCUUUUCUCCGUUCGCCUUCGUCGCUGGUUCGUGUUUCGAUCCAUGUCUCCACAGUUUCUGGCGCCGUUACCUCUGCCGCCGAGAGAAAGUCGUUGCUGUCUACUUUCGACUGCGGACAGUGGUGUUUCGGGUGUCUCGGCACUUUUUCCACGAGCAGGUUUUCUGCCUUCUUCGAAAAAUGACAUGCAGUGAAGGCAGAAGAGAUGAGUCAUCCUCUUUGUCCUGCCCAAAAAAGCGCCCGGACAAUAACUGAACGCGAUCGGGGAAAAGGUCCUUUCUCGCUUGGGCGCUCGUUUGUCUUCCACGCUUAGUCAAGAAAAACUCGUUGGCCAUCUUUUCUUUGUACGGAUCGUGCUUUAUUCCGCCUCGACCGGUAAGCAGAGUAGGACUGGAAAGAGCCUCCCAGUUCCCAAGGUUGAGGAGGAAGGACCCGGCCGUUCUCGGCUUGUGUGCAUGCAUGCCCUUUUGUUUCGAAAUUUUGUGUCCCUUUCCUCACCCUUGACUACUCUCUUCCUGCCUGCUUGUCUGCCUCCUUAUCGACCCACUGUUUCCCACUGUUUCUCCACAUCUCCGGGGCUUCAGCUUCUGGGAUGCCUUGUCCAGUUUCUGUCUGAGCUUCGGUGCCGAUGCAGCACCGGUUGUCUUUUCCUGUCUCCACCCGACUCCCUUUUCUCUUGGCGUCGCUCUUCUAGAGUGAAGACUGCGUUCUCGUUCGCGAGAGGCGCAGGGGCGGGAGGCGAAAGAAGUGGAUCCACGAAGACAGAAACCGCUUUGCUGUAACGAGAGACACCCCACUGUCCCGCACUCGCCGUUCUGCAUGCCUUGGUUUUUCCACGCCGCCUGCCCAUCCAACCUUCCCCUCUUCUUCUUCUUUUUCUCGCUCUGUUUCUUCGCCUGUUUCCUCUGCCUUCGAGUCUCCCCGUAGAUGCACCUCCGCGUCGGCAGUUUCCUUUCUUCUUCUCUCUUUUGAUUUUCGUGCUGUCUCCACUGCGAGAUGGAGGGAGGGGGUCCGGUGGCGGUUUCACCCUCAGCAAGACCUGAGGUGAGCUCCAAGAAUCGGGUGGCGUCCGCCUCCUCUCGUCUUGACACAGAUGGACCUUUGAGUGACUUUCUGGAGCAGCAGAACGCCUUCUUCUCUCACUUGCACACCGACUCGGCUUCUUCUCAUGUGGAAGCGGCAAUCAACGGCGACUGUUCUGUCACCUCUCCUCUGCCGGCUCUGCCUUCUCUCUCCACCGUACCUCCGCCGUCGCAUGCAGACCUCGCCUCGCCGCCCCCGCUGCUCUCUCCUGGAAAGGAAAACGGCAUCUUUGGCGAUCCCAGAGACCCCUUCGCGAACCUCUUUUCUAACUCUUCUUCCUUUUCUUCCUCUUCUGCUUCUUCUGCGUCUUCGUCUUCUGCGUCGUGUGAGCAUUCUGGAGACGAUGACGACUCCAUCUUGUCUUCGUCCGAAAUUCGGGAGCAGCUUCGCCUGCAGCUUGCGGCCGCGCGCUACGUGCAGCAGGGCGCUGUGCCUCCUGCAGAGAUUCUCUUUCGCAUUCACCAGGCCCUGCCGAAGCGGGAGCGCAGAAAGUGGAGGGACGCAAACGGCCGAGCCGCGCGACCUGCGGUGACGCACAUUCUCCAGAAAAUCCGUCAAGGCAGUCGCCAGGAAGCCUUUGAACAACUCGAGGAGAGAAGGCGCCUUCUUGAUGGACUGCUGGACGGCAAGAAUAGGGAGCUCUACGAGCAAUUCUGCUGCUUUCCGGAGUCUGUGAGAGUGCAAGCGACUCUGGAGCGUCGUCUGCAUUCGCUUGCUCGUUUCCAGGAGAGUUUGCGGAGUGCAGUGGUCGAGGAGGGCCGGCGGACUCUGGCGCCUCCGAGCGCGUUGCUGCUGAGGCCGCAAGUUCCGCGGUCGCUUCACGAGCGAGCGUUUCUGUGUCUCUGCAGCUGCGCCGGCUGCUGCCGGAAGUCGCACCCAGUCUCCGAGCGUCUCCUCGCGUCGUCCUUGGCGGACGCCUCGUCUAGCCAGAGGAAAAGCGACGUCGUUGCCCUGCACACAAAACGGGAGAACGCGCCGUGCUGCGGCUGCUGCUGCUUCGGCUUCUGCCGCGGCUGCGUCUCGCGAGCCGCGGGCGCCGGCGCGGCGGCGUCGCGCCCCGGGGAGAAGAAGAGUGGAAGGAAGGACGACGACGAGAAGCGAGAAAAGGGGAAGCGAAGAGCGACUCUUGCCUGGCCUGCUGCUUCUGGAUGCGGAGUGUUCGACGCACUCGGUCAUGUAAGCGGCGACGACGCCUGGAGACGCGGACCCACGGGAUACCUGCAAAGACUCGCGAUCAAGGCGCGACAUCGGACUUUGUCGGCAGUGCAGCAAGUCUACGCAGCGGUGCAGGCGCGGCCUUGUCCGGCGCUGCAGCCUCCACUCCGUCAGCAACAGCAGAGAAGAAGGCUGUGGCACCAGGCAGCUGCUCAAGUUCGGUCCAUGGAGAUGCGAGAGGAGUGGAGAGAAAAAAGAGCUGUCGCGAAGCGUCUAGCUGCCACUGCGGCGUCUCAGGUGGCGGCGAUAAAGCAGAAGCAACAGCAACUCCGAGAAAAGGCACAAAAAGAACGAAUGCGACUGCUGAAGGAGAACGACAUGGCGAGUUACAUGAAGUUGGUGGAAGACACAAAGAAUGCACGCCUCCGAGAACUGCUCGCCGCCACUGACGCCUUCCUCACGGAUCUCUCCGUCAAAGUUCGCGCCCAGCAGGUCGCCACCAAGGACCUUGCCAGACAACAUCAAAUGAGCGAAGACAGACGGAAGCAGACAGACGAUCUGGGGGAUGGAGAGGCCGCUUUCGGCGACGCACAUAAGGGCAGCGGAGAAGCGCAGAAGGGAGGAAACGAAGUAGAGAAGAUCGACAAGACAGACGAGAAGACAGAAGAGACAGAGAAGAAAGAGGAGAGAGAGAAGAAAGAGAAGAAAGAGGACGACGCACAGAACAGUUCGGGAUCUUGGGCGCUUGGCCAGGACCAGUACUACGCCAUGUCUCACCAAGUUCAAGAAGAAGUCCAGCAACCGUCCACUUUGACCGGCGGAGACUUGAUGCCUUACCAGAUGGCGGGUCUGUCGUGGAUGCUUUCUCUCUACAACAACGAUCUCCACGGCAUUCUCGCGGAUGAGAUGGGACUGGGGAAGACGAUUCAAACGAUUGCCUUGUUGGCGUAUCUGAAGGAGUUCAAGAACAACUCUGGACCUCACCUCAUCAUUGCGCCGCUCUCGACGCUCCCGAACUGGGCAGACGAAUUCCGCCGGUGGUGCCCGUCUCUCAAAGUCGUCGUGUUGAAGGGUGGCAGACUGGAACGGCGAGAGCUGCAGCGAGAACUGCGACGAGGAGAUUUCAACGUUUGUCUUACGACUUUCGACCUCGCUAUGCGUGAACGCCAUGGCCUCUCUUUUCCGAACUGGAGACACCUGGUCGUGGACGAGGGACAUCGCAUGAAGAACAGCAAGUCGAAGUUCCACAUCUGCGUCUCGGAGUUUCGAGCAACGCAUCGCCUGCUGCUCACUGGAACGCCUCUGCAAAACAACUUAGCUGAACUUUGGUCGCUGCUCAACUUCCUUCUCCCGAAAAUCUUCUCCUGUGCGAGCGACUUCGAAAAGUGGUUUAGCCAGCCGUUCGAAGGCCAAGGCAUGCCGGUGGAGGGCGGCGACCCAGACGGGGCAGGGACUGCCUUCUUAAACGAGGAAGAGAGGCUGCUGAUCAUCAACCGUCUGCAUGCAGUCCUGCGUCCUUUCCUGCUGCGAAGAGUGAAGAAAGACGUCCUUAAAGACAUGCCGGAGAGAAAGGAGUACCUCGUCCGCAUCUGCCUCUCGGCUUGGCAACAAGCCGUCUACAAACAAAUCCAGGAAAAAGGCCUCCGAACGGUGGACCAAGUGGGACAUGUGACGAAGCGUGGGUUUCAAAACACAUUGAUGCAACUGCGAAAAAUCGCGAACCAUCCGUACCUUUUCGUCGAUGAGUAUCUUGUGAACGAAGACCUGGUUCGCGUCGCCGGAAAGUUCGAGUGUCUCGACAGAAUGCUGCCUAAGCUCCUCCACUUCAAGCACAAAGUUCUCAUCUUCUCUCAAAUGACUCAGGUCCUCGACCUCAUGGCUGAGUACAUGCAUCUUCGCGGCUACAAAUACGCGCGCCUCGAUGGAAGUGUGGGGUUGACGGAACGGAAGGAACGAAUGGAGGAAUUCAACAACGCAGAGGUCGACACCAUGAUCUUCAUGCUGUCGACAAGAGCCGGCGGCUUGGGUCUGAAUCUGCAAGCUGCGGACACAGUCGUUCUGUUCGACAGCGACUUCAACCCCCACCAAGACUUGCAGGCGAUGUGUCGAGCGCACCGGCUUGGCCAGACGAAGCAAGUGAAAGUGUUUCGGCUGGUCACGAUCAGCGGCGUGGAGGAAAUCAUUUUGGAGAAAGCAAACAGGAAACUGAACAUCGACCAGAUGGUUAUCCAGGCAGGCAUGUUCGACAACAAAUCGAGCGAAGAACUCAGAGAAGAAAAACUCAGACUUCUUCUUCUUCUCCACAAGGGAACGACAGGCGACACAACCGCCACCACUCCCCUUCAAUUGAAUCGCAUUCUCGCUCGGACGGAGGAGGAGCAGAACUGGUUCGACGAGUACGACUGUCGUCUGUUCGGGAAGCCUCUCGAGGAGCUGCGUUUACAAGACGACCAAGACUUGGAGCGAGCCGCGGCGGCGGCUGAGGCAGCGGGAGCCGCGCUCGCGGCGGCGGUGGAGGCGACUGGAGCCCAAGAGGAGGAAGAAGAGAAGGAGAAGACUAUGAAUCGUCUUUCCUCUCAGCUGGACGACGAGAAGCCGGUCGAAGAGGACUCUGAAAACGAGGGUGAUAGUCCGGAGGAGACAUUUGAGGAGACAGAGAAGGGAGGCGACGAGGGCGGGGCGCGGCCCACACGCCUGCGGCGAGGCGACGACCCCACAGAUACAGAAGAGCAAGAUGGUUCGCGAGAAGGACCGACGUCGGCGAAACGGGAGGCGGAGGUCGAGGUCGCGGAGACCACCGCGGUGCGCGUCCGAGACGCAGAGGCGAAGAAAGGCGUAGGAAUCGGCUCGGGAGAACCGGCAAAAUACGAGAGCGAACCGAAGAAAGCAGCUGUCGCCGAGUUCCUCGAGGCCGCGGGGCGUCUGAUGUGUGUGUCGGAGUUGCCCGCGUGGAUCGUCGAAGACGAGGAGGAACCAGCGAACGCAAAGUCGGAGGAAGACGACGACGAAGGUCCUGCGGGUCGCCGGAAACGGAGACAGCGUGGCUGCGUAGGGCGCGUGCGGUACUGCGACUCUUUGUCCGACGCGAAGUACGUGAAGCUGAUCGAAAAAUACGAAAACGGCGAGCUUUGGGAGGAAGGCCUCGAAGAGGCUCUCCUCCGAGAAAUCGAGAGACAGGAGCAGCGCCGCAGGAGACGCGAAAUGCGCAAGGGCGGAGACACCUCGGCCUGCAUGUCUCCCACGGCGGACCUCGAGGCCGGUCGCGCCCAACGCGGUCGCAAGCGGAAGAUCCGCGAGGGAGACACCUCGCCAGAGCGCUCCCAGGAACGCCUCAAACUCGCCCCCAGCGGACCACGACCGCGAGGGCGUCCCCGCAAACACCUCCCUGUCCCUGAAGAGUCUCCGAAUGGAGACACCGACGCCCCUGUGGGGUCUGGCGGCCGAGGGCGCCGACGCACGCGGUCGGGCACCGAAGACGAGAAAGGCCGAGACAAAGGCGACUGCAUGCGCUACGCCUCCAGAUCGCGGACGCGCACCCGUCGGUCGCGGGGAGACAGCGAACUCUCCGACGGGAUUCGCGGCAGAAGCUCUAAAGAAGACGACGACGCUGCCGACAACAACAGCAUGGAGGAAGAAGCCGAGUGAAGAUCAUAGAGCGAGAAACGAGACUUUGCGGAGCAUCCUUUUCAGGCUCGAAAGAGGUUGUGGGAGAGUCUUGAGUCUGUUGAGAGAGUGAGCGUUUCGCUAGGGACCUGCCGCUCCUCUCUGGCGCUCCGCGGGGACAGCAGAGGAUUCAUGGCGAAGAGCGGGUCUCUCGAGUUCUGCGAUAUGAGUGGCGAGUCUGGAAAACCGCUGCUUGCGUUCAGUCUAGAGUAGCUUCUGGGGGGAGAAACGAGAUCUCUCGGACGUCUCUCGCUGCAUCUCUGGGAAGGGGAGACAGAUCGUUUUCACGAGGCAGUCCAUUCGCAAAGUACGAAACCUUCGACAGAGUGAACUUUUUUUGAGACUCGAGACCGGACGCCUCCUUCCCUGCUGAGAACGGGAGUGUGCCUGAAGACUCUUUGUCGUGACGACCACAGCAAGGAAACCUUGAAGAAGACUCGGUCAGUCUGCGUCUGGUUUCUGCAGUCUCGUCCAGGACGUUGAAGGCGCGAACGUCUCGCCGAAACGCAGACACAGACAGAGUCCUCUCCAAAAAACGAAGACGGCUCCGUCUGGAGUCGCUGUGCAAGCCGAGUCUGUUUAGGGCUCCUCGCUUCUCCUCCUUGGGCAUCUGGCUGGAGGCUCGCACCUCUGCGGUGAGCGUUUGUAAUGCUCUGAUACGCGCCAGCACAGUCCCAAGUGAAUUCCGGGGAACUGACGCCAUUCGCGCCCUCCCGGAACUCAGAGCGACGCAUGCGUCCCCAGCAAAUACCGCAGCGCGCGUCCUGCGAAUCUCCAAAAGAGAUCAACAACUCACGCAAGUACGCGCGGCUGCUCUCUCGUUGUCUUCUUCCGGUAAACACAGGGGCC